AUGUCGACCACUGCGGCCGCCGCUGGCCCCGCUGCCCUGCUGACGCCUACGGCCAACAACAAUGAAGCCUCCGACGCCAAGCCAGCUCGCGACGGACCGCAUUCCGCCGUAGAGCUGGAAAAGCUAAACCUCUUCCAACGCUACUUGUCGGUGUGGGUGCUCUUGGCCAUGGCCGCCGGCACCGUCCAGACUGUGCUCAUUUGGGGCAUCACGUACGCCGUGUCGAUCUACAUUUGCAUCAACAAGCGCCGUCGAUAUGUGCAUCGUCGCAUUCGCAACGCGGGCGGAUGUGUCUGA
Molecule: messenger RNA, 297 nt
Organism: Aphanomyces invadans
Lineage: Eukaryota; Oomycota; Saprolegniomycetes; Saprolegniales; Verrucalvaceae
Exons: 2
Coding region: 1-297 (98 amino acids)
Source: RefSeq, a predicted model, not a curated record